UACGUCGACCGGAGAACCUUCCGCGUCGUUACGUUGUCCCCGUGCGCGCCGUCGUCGUCGUCGAGAGAUCGCGAGGGGGCCCGCGACCCGCGCGACCCUCCGAGCCCCCCCCGCCCGAGUUCGGUGUCCGUAUUUUUUCUUUUUAUUUCGUAAUUGCCGUCUCGUUCCAAGUUCACCGCGAACGAUCCUAUGAAAAAUUAGAAACGCGAAAGGAACGAUAUAUAUCGAGGAAUAUACAGUGCAGUGAGUCUGAAUCAGUGGAUCGUUCCUCGUCCACGGAUCUCGUCGGCGCUCGAAAGUGUUAAUAUGAAGGCGGAUCUGUGACGGGUGAAUGAGCGCGCGCGCGUGUACAUGAGUGCGUAAUCACGACGAGAGAGAGAGAGAGAGAGAGAGAGCAUAUCGAAGCAUCAUGCCAAGUGCCGCGAGAUAUCGAGGCGCGCGUUCCACCCGUUCCGCGUCGCUUCUUUGCGUCCUCCUCAUCGCCGUCACCGGCGCCCGCGGACUAAGCAAUGUGUCGAUCGACAUUCCAUUGGCAGUAGCAGCUGGUACAAGAGUCAACAUGUCCUGCAGAUACGAUUUACAAUCGGACACCCUUUACACUGUCAAAUGGUACAAAGGCUCGGAAUUUUUUCGAUAUGUCCCCAAGGAAUUGCCACCGAUUGCAGUGUUUGGAGAACUUGGGACGAAAGUUAUGACAAAUCAGAGCGACGCGUAUCGAGUGGUCCUGAACGGUGUGCAGCCCAAUCAUACCGGCAAAUAUCGUUGCGAAGUCUCCGGAGAUUCUCCCUCGUUUAAUACCGUAAUGGUUUCUGGUUACAUGCACGUAGCUAGUCUGCCGAACGGCCGUCCGCUGCUGCGGAUCGAGAAGAUGCGGUACGCGGUGGGCGAUACUGUACGUGGAAACUGCACGGUACCGUCGGGAAAUCCUCCGGCUAACGUGACGUGGACUGUCAACGGCACACCGGUGAACUCGAGUACCAUCAAGUUUAUUAAUGAGACAGUUGGCGACAAUCAACAGCACAUGACAGUUGCUGAAUUGGACUUGGAGACGAUGCAGGAUAGUUUCAGCAACGGCAGGUUACAGAUCGUUUGUCACGCCAACGUCUUUCAUUUAUAUAAAGAAACGGCUGAGGCAUCUCUGAAGGAAGAACGUCCAAGAUUGGCCUCCGUAUUAGGAACACGGGAAUCCUCCUACAUCGGUAGCGCAGCCAAGAGUGCCGCAGAAUACUUCUACAUCACUGCCAUAACUGCACUGUUGCUAUGCAGCCUGAGAUAACAUCAAUGAGCACGCAAUACGUUUUACGCGUACGAUUGUAUCGGGGACGGAGGGAGUAAAUCGUUUGUAAAAUUUUGAAAUUAUUAAAUGGGAUAAAACCUGGGAAGAGAAAUCUCUUUUGUUGAAAUAAAUACCAAGCGUAUGUUAUUCGUGUAAAUAGGAUAAAGGAAAAGAUUUAGCGAAUUAUCUACGUGUAUGCGCAAUCUACCCGACAGCCCCUGCGGGUAGACUUGUAAUCCGAUAAAAAAAUAACAUGUCGUAUUAUUACGUAAUAGAUCGACAAGGUGUCGCGCCAAACUACCAACGACUUAUUUGAAUAUUGUACCGUCUUUUCUAUCCUCUGAUAAUUGAUGAUUUUGAUACCUCCUCUGUAACAUUGUGGCCGUCGCAAUGUGUCCUGUCAUGGUUAUAGGCAAAUACUGUUAUUGUUUAUAAAUGACAGUUUAUUUCAGUGAAAUGCGAAUAAACAAUUCACUUUUGUUAAUUUUUAAUACCGAUCCGAACCUCCUUUGUCCGCCUUACUCCAACAUAGAUAUUUAGCAAUUAAAAAAUAGUUUAUUAACAAAUUAUUACUUCAACCUUACGUAAAGUUGUUAGUUGUAAGAAAAAUGCUUAGUGACGAAUGUUUUAAUUUACUAACGAGUAUAUAUAUACAUAAACAUGUAUUUCUGUACAAAAAUCUAUUGUGUAUUAAUUUAUCGAAUAGACGAAGUUGAAUAAACGAAAUACGACAGGGUGAUAUCACAAAA
Molecule: messenger RNA, 2025 nt
Organism: Vollenhovia emeryi
Lineage: Eukaryota; Metazoa; Arthropoda; Insecta; Hymenoptera; Formicidae
Exons: 6
Coding region: 410-1276 (288 amino acids)
Source: RefSeq, a predicted model, not a curated record